Molecule: messenger RNA, 531 nt
Organism: Lodderomyces theae
Lineage: Eukaryota; Fungi; Ascomycota; Pichiomycetes; Serinales; Debaryomycetaceae
Product: YidH family protein
Exons: 2
Coding region: 1-531 (176 amino acids)
Source: RefSeq, a predicted model, not a curated record
AUGACUGAUCUGGAGAAUUCUUAUACUCAUCAUGAGAAGAAAUCUCCAUCUACAUUGAAGGACGUGUUCAAAUUCCAAAUCAACUUGCCCAACAAAGGGUCAGUGGCCAGAGAUCAUAGUUCCCAGCUAGCCAAUGAACGAACGUUUCUUUCCUGGACUCGAACAUCGCUCGCAUUUGUCACAUUUGGUAUCGGAUUCAUGCAGUUUUAUCGACUCGAAGAGAAAUCUCAAUGUCCUGAAAUCUCACAACCAUUGCCUCAUCCUUCAUCAGCUGCAUCCUCUGCAUCAACGUCUUUAUUCAAUCACAAUAUUUCCGAUACUGUAAUUGCACUAUGUCGACCCAUUGGUGGAAUGUGUAUAAUAUUGGGCAUAUUGACGAUAUUGUUUGGCAUGUAUCGGUUUUUCACCGUUCAGCGAGCAUUAAUGAAACAAGAGUUCCCCGUGACUAGAUUGACUGUUGUGGUGCUACUUUUGGUUAAUUUGAGUAUAUUGCUUUUACUUUUGGUGUUGAAUUUCAAGGUUAGUUUAUAA